UUCCAGUGCACAUUGUGCCCCAAGAAAUUUACUCGCGCAUACAACCUGCGCUCUCAUCUUCGUACUCAUACGGAUGAGAAGCCUUUUGUCUGCGCAGUCUGCGGAAAGGCCUUCGCUCGCCAGCAUGAGCGUAAGCGACAUGAGGACACUUUUCAC
Molecule: messenger RNA, 156 nt
Organism: Aureobasidium namibiae CBS 147.97
Lineage: Eukaryota; Fungi; Ascomycota; Dothideomycetes; Dothideales; Saccotheciaceae
Exons: 1
Source: RefSeq, a predicted model, not a curated record